Oppiella nova is the source of this 270-nucleotide messenger RNA. The record is from the annotation of a GenBank genome assembly. Lineage: Eukaryota; Metazoa; Arthropoda; Arachnida; Sarcoptiformes; Oppiidae.
AUGGAUUUAGACAGUCAACAAAAGGAAUCCGUUUGUGUGAAAGAAGUGCAUAAAGACAGCGCCGCUGACAAAGACGGACGACUACGCAAAGGGGACCUCAUAUUGGCGGUGAACGAGCGCUCGUUGCGUGACAUAUCGUUCAGGGAUGCCGUCCAAGUGCUCCGGGAGGCGGCCAGUCCUCUGCGGCUGUUAAUACUCCGCGAAAACGCUCAGAAACUAUUCACAACACAUCAAUGUAGUGAUUUGAUGGGCUCUGAUCGGAAAAUCUAA